Molecule: messenger RNA, 468 nt
Organism: Ilex paraguariensis (yerba mate)
Lineage: Eukaryota; Viridiplantae; Streptophyta; Magnoliopsida; Aquifoliales; Aquifoliaceae
Source: the annotation of a GenBank genome assembly
ACAACCUUCAAGGGUCAUUGCCCAACUUGUUCUUCGAUAAUGCAAGAUGGAGGAGAAACCAGCAAGCUCUUGAGGUCUUCAAUGGCUGCUUCGAUUUCUGUAACUGGGUUUAAAGGGGGUUUCUCUCAUUCUUCCCAUGGAAGUUGGAAAACAUCUAUGGCGGGUGAAGAUUACAGCAUGCUGGCCAUGUCUGUGCCGACCACCCUUGUUGGAGUUGGAAGGCCAGUGAGAGCUGUGCCAAUGAUGAAGAAUGUCAAUGAAGGGAAGGGUCUUUUCGCUCCGGCGGUUGUUCUUGCUCGGAAUAUUAUUGGCAGGAAGAGGUUUAACCAGCUUAGAGGCAAAGCAAUUGCUUUACACUCGCAGGUAAUUACCGAAUUCUGCAAAUCAAUAGGGGCAGAUCCGAAACUUCGACAAGGAUUGAUUCGGUUGGCAAAGAAGAAUGGAGAGAGACUUGGAUUCCUUGCAUGA